AGAGAGGAGGAAAACUCAGAGGGAAGUGGCCUCUUACCAAAGCCAUUUAACGUGUUCAACGCUGGCCAGAUUGAAACUGCCGCUCUGGGGAAGAGAUAUCCAGACGAGAACUCCCAUCUGUGUGAGGCUCUGAAGCCGCUCAUGAAUCCCAGAAAGAAAGUGGACUUGAAACUUAUCAUCGUUGGUGCACUUGGUGUGGGAAAGACCUCUCUCCUUCACCAAUAUGUACACAAAACCUUUUUUGAGGAAUAUCAGACUACACUGGGGGCCAGCAUCCUCUCCAAAAUCAUCAUCCUGGACGACACCACUUUGAAGCUCCAGAUCUGGGACACAGGUGGUCAAGAGCGCUUCCGCUCCAUGGUAUCAACAUUCUACAAAGGUUCCGAUGGCUGUGUCCUGGCAUUCGAUGUCACUGACCCAGAGUCCUUUGAAGCCCUGGGUAUCUGGAGGGAUGACGUCCUGGCCAAGAUCAACCCCAUGGAGCAAUCAUAUCCCAUGGUGGUGCUUGGGAACAAAAUCGAUCUGGAAGACAGAAAGGUGCCCCAGGAGGUGGCCCGCGGAUGGUGUAAAGCGAAGGACAUGCCUUACUUUGAAGUGAGCGCCAAGAACGACAUCAAUGUGGUCCAAGCCUUUGAGGUUCUGGCCAGCCAGGCUCUGCUGCGGUACCAAGGCACUGUAGAGAGUCACCUUGUGGACUCCAUUAAGCUCUCACCAGGCCAGCCAAAGAGCAGAUGCUGCUGACUUCUGGGCUCGUCCUUGGGCCCCACCUCACCCCCGCCAGCCCCCUGCAUGCCCCUAUGGAGGCCGGAGGCUGCAGCAAGAGAGAAUGCCGCAGGCCAGGACUCUCGACGGCUCAAGCUCUUCGUCCUCCUCUCCCCUGGCACAGUCUGCUCGCCUCUGCAGACAGGCUGCUCCCUUGAGCCCUCGGACCUGUAGCUUGGGGAUGGUGUUUCAGCCCUCUUCCCUCAGUGGCCAGGCUGAGGAGCCAGGACGCGAACCAAGCUUCUGCCCGCAGCUUCUUCCAGGGAGAACUGAGGACACAAGACAAAAACGAUUGUUCCUGAUUCCCAGGUGCUCAAACAACUCCCACAACUGACCAGGCCUCGGCGUGUCCACCUGCCGGAUGAACCAUCCCAAGGUCCCCGUAUCCCAGUGCGGUUUGAGGACCAGAAGAUCCAUUUAGGUGCUGUGGACCUUGCUGCUGCAGACAGACACAUUUACUCCUUCAGCAAGUAUUGUUAAUGCCUUUGAUGUACGUUGCACUGAGGAUUGGUAGCAAUACAACAGAUGGGAGUCCCGAUUUCCCAAAGAAAUCUGGAGAGAAAGGGAGUCGGCAGACACGGAGCAGGACAGACAGAGCAAUGAGGUGCUAUUUAGACACAGCGGUCCAUGAGGGCUUUCCUGUGGAGGGACAACUGGACUGACAGCUAUGGCAUGAGCUACAGGAAGAGCCUAUCGGGAGAGGCCUUGAGGUGAUGGACAGCUGUAUUCCAUAUGAAAGGAGGUGUCAAAGCUGCUGUCCAAGGAAAUUCAGCUCCCAAAGGGCGCCGUGAUGAUUUGGUGAUUGACCACCAGGGGGCAGAGGUGUCCUCUGCUUCCAGGCUGUGGCGUUUGUUCUGGGGACACUUGAAAAGCUGUUUUUUUGUCAAGUUAGGUGGUUGAAGCUGUUCCCAGGCUCUGGGAAUGUUGAACCUGGGUUUGUUGGGUAAGAAUUCAAAUGUCCUGAGUAAAAACUUCAGGAUUCUUGAUUCAGGCAACCAAUCAAAAUCAGAAACAAAUCCCAGAGCUAAGUAGCUGGAGAGCAUACAGAUUCUGUGCCUUGCACAUUUCAAGGUUAUAACCUGCUUUUUCUUCUGGCUUCACCCCACAGAUAGGGUGGCUCAGUCUGAAGGAGGCAGUCAGGAUGAACCUUUAGGGUCUUCCAAUGUCAGGUUCUUGUCUCAUGCCUACCACAGGCAUUUCCUGUCUCCACAAAAGUCUCCUUCCUGAGUCCCAGGGAGGACUAAUGUGUUAAUCUGAAACUAUAGGAAGAAGCACCUGACACAAAGAUUCACUGAGAGGAUCAGAGUACUAACCGGGGACUCAAGGGCCCCGUCCGCCCACACCUAGCUCUGGAGUAUAAAGCAAACCACCAUGUGCCACCGUCACAGUAACAGAAUGUGCCCGUAGCACAGCACCGUCUGUGUUCUUCAGAGAUGAACGCUAUACAUGCACACACACGUGCACGUACACACAUGCAUACACACGUACAUGCACACACAUGUACAUGCACACACAUGCAUGCAUAUGCACACAUACACACACACAUGCGGCUCUCCUUUGAGUCGGACUGGGAAGGGAUGCAUGGUGUGUGUGAGGGUGUGCGUCCGCACUAGCCUCACAGUGAACAUAUGGGCUGUAGCUAAAUGUACAUCUAGCAAGUGUGUCCUUUGGGAACAACAGUCCUUUCUGGUGGCAGUCUCAGUUACCCGUGGUCAUCUGGGGGCCAAAAAUAUUAAUAGCAAAUUUCAGAAAUAACUUACAACCUCCAAAUCACAUGUCCUUCCAUGAACGCCUGUGCCAUCCUACCCUGGCUAGCCGUCCCUCUAUUUAGUGUAUCUACAGUGUGUGUGCUAGCUACCCGCCAGUCACCUCGCCGCUGUCUCAGCGGCCACAGCAGCCUACAGCUGUGUCACAAUGCCUGCGCCACUCACCCCACUCACUCAGCUCAGCACACAGAUACGGUGCAUCCCAUGUGACCACAGAAGGAUAAGGUUGAGAACGGUACAGUAGUCUUCAAAUACACGUCUGCAUCGUUUUUAUUAUUGUACAGUCUCAUAGUCAUUUAUUUUCUUAUCAAUUAUUGCUCAUCUCUUGCCAUACCUAAUUUAAGCUUGGUCAUAGGCAUCUUGGUGGGUCCAGGAGUACUUCCUUGGAUAAGGAGAAACUAUGGCGUUCAUUUUUUAAUUAAAAAAAAAAAAGAGCUGAGUGUGGUGAUACAAGCCUUUAAUUCCAGCAUGUGGGAGGCAGAGUCAGGCUGAUCUCUGAGUUCAAGGCCCAGGGUGAGUCCCAAGACAGCUAGAGUUUCAGAGAAACAUUGUCUCAAAAAACAACAGACGCCAGGGUAAAUGCAGUCACCAAAAGCUGCACCAUUUCCUGGGCACGGAAAUGAAAUGAGCUUGUUCAAAAAAUAUAAUCUCAAGGCAGCAGCAACAGCACCAGACAUGAAAGGCAAGUCCUCCUGAAGACAGGCCACCCACCCGCGAAGUAAUCCUGAGACCGCAAUGAGCUCUCAGCCGGCGUGAAAGAGCGUUGACACCCUGAUGCUUACAGGGAGGGCUCCGCUACAGCCUCACAGAGCCCAGGGCACACAUUCAGUAUUCUCUUCAGAGUCAGAGCAUGGGCUAAACAUUCCAAAUGGGAGUGGGGACCUGUAGGCCUGGAGACUCGCAACUAUCCUGUCACAGCUAGAUGAUCACUGUGCGGACCAGUCCUUGGGGCAGAGUGACCUGAGCUCACAAACAGAGCCAAAACGAGAGUUCCUUGCGAGCUGCCACACCCUACCAUGACUCUACCAAGUUCGAGACCAGCCCUUAGUAUCCAUGCCAGCAAGCACAGGGACUUUGGCCCACCGCAGUGGCACCCACAGAAGGCCCAGGUAGUGGGCUGUGGCAGCACAUCCCAGGCCCUCUUUAUUACCGUCCCUUCAAGGAAAAGACCUGAGUCUUUUUCCUAUUGAUCCCAUUGACCCUGCUCACCACAGGUGGCUCAGAGGAGCACCCCAGGGCCAGGACUCCUGUGCCAUAUUCCCUGAAGGCUUAAGAAGAAACAAAGUCAAAAAAUCUUAUCAAACCAACGAGGAUUGGACGCUAGGCCCCAGACUGCCUGAGAGGACUUGGGAAAAUGCCGGUUUUCCCUGCCGUUUGCUUCCCUAUAACAAAACUCUUCUGCCUCUGCCUAGCUGGUGGCCUGUCUACCCCGCAGUCACAGGCAGCUUCUCAAGCUUGGCCGGCAGUCAGACACCUGGCCUGGCACCCACGGUGCAGCCGUGUUUAUAGACAAGUCUGGCAGAGGCCAUAACAGCCUCCCUGUUCUCUCACAGUGACCGACGUCAGCUACACCAGAGCCACAGGGAGGGACUUCCAUGGCUUUUAUUUACCCUCGUCUCCCCAGGUCCAGAGCAGUGCUGAGAGCCAUUGCGACUCCAUAAGUAGUUCUGGUAGGCACAGAACCUGCUAUUGUUUGUCAUUCUUCCUCUGCAGUCUCCUUGAAGGCGGGGCCCAUUUUUGUUUUUGUUUGGGAAGAAGGGGUACUUUUUGCUGUUUGAGUUGGGGGUUGUGGGUUUUGUCUUUUGUUGUUAUUAUUGAUACAUAGCCUUGAACUUGAUAUUUCUGCCUCUCAGGCUCCCAGUCCCUAGGGAAGGGCUGUUUCAAUUCUUCAUUUUAAACCCUCCCCUUAGCACUCAGCUUUACAGAGAGGUGGACAGGAGAGGAUAAAUAAAUAUUAGUCAGAGACAACAAACUGCUACAUAGCUAUUUUUAAUUAAAUAAAUUUGAUGAA
Myodes glareolus (Bank vole) is the source of this 4539-nucleotide messenger RNA. It is a transcript of the gene Rab7b, whose product is annotated as RAB7B, member RAS oncogene family. Gene Ontology annotation, biological process: phagosome-lysosome fusion; endosome to lysosome transport. Gene Ontology annotation, molecular function: GTPase activity; GTP binding. The record is from RefSeq and is a predicted model, not a curated record. Lineage: Eukaryota; Metazoa; Chordata; Mammalia; Rodentia; Cricetidae. Gene Ontology annotation, cellular component: late endosome; phagocytic vesicle; lysosome.